Molecule: messenger RNA, 2579 nt
Organism: Pipistrellus kuhlii (Kuhl's pipistrelle)
Lineage: Eukaryota; Metazoa; Chordata; Mammalia; Chiroptera; Vespertilionidae
Gene: SELP
Product: selectin P
Exons: 16
Coding region: 145-2451 (768 amino acids)
Biological process (GO): leukocyte tethering or rolling; heterophilic cell-cell adhesion; response to cytokine
Cellular component (GO): external side of plasma membrane; membrane
Molecular function (GO): sialic acid binding; oligosaccharide binding
Source: RefSeq, a predicted model, not a curated record
GGGAAGGGCUGCGGUGGAAUUCUGGCAAGGGAGUAGGAAGUUGCUGCUGUAAACAGCUGACACUGAGGGCAGGCAGCAAGACUAUAAGAACGGGAGGCGCCCGGGCUGGGCCGACGACGGCAGAACCGACUGGGCACAGAGGAGAUGGCUCGCUGCCCAAGCGCCACCUGGAACUGGAGGUCUCAGGGCCUGGUCUUCAGAGCCGCCCAGCUCCUCCGCCUCAGUGCCCUGCUCUCUGAGCUGAUGAGCCAGACAGGAGUGGCCGCGUGGACCUAUCACAUCGGCGCCAAGGCCUACCCGUGGGACGCCUCCCGGAGGUUCUGCCAGAAGUACUUCACCGACCUGGUGGCCAUCCAGAACAGAGAGGAGAUCGCGUACCUCAACGACGCCAUCCCGUACUACAGCCACUACUACUGGAUCGGGAUCCGGAAGAUCAACGGCAGGUGGACCUGGGUGGGGACCAACAAGACGCUCACCCCGGAGGCGGAGAACUGGGCGGAGCACGAGCCCAACAACAAGAAGAACAACCAGGACUGCGUGGAGAUCUACAUCAAGAGCCCGUCGGCGCCCGGCAGGUGGAAUGACGAGCCGUGCCUGCGGAGGAAGCGGCCGCUGUGCUACACAGCCUCCUGCCAGGACGCGUCCUGCAGCCAGCAGGGGGAGUGUGUGGAAACCAUCGGGAACUACACCUGCUCCUGCCACCCUGGGUUCUACGGACCAGAAUGUGAAUACGUGAGGGCGUGCGGAGGCCUGGAGCUCCCUCCUCGUGUGCUCAUGGACUGCAGCCACCCCCUGGGCAGCUUCUCCUUCAGCUCCCGGUGCAGCUUCCACUGCGCCGAAGGCUACGCACUGGACGGGCCCCGCGAGCUGAUGUGCUUGGCCUCGGGAACCUGGACGGAUCAGCCCCCGCAGUGUGUAGCCAUCGCGUGCGAGCCCCCGGAGCGCCCGGCCCACGGGAGCGUGGACUGCCCCCCGUCCUCCGGGGCGCUGCCCUACAACGCCACCUGCCACUUCCGCUGCGCCGAGGGCUUCGAGCUGCAGGGAGCGGACACCGUCCGGUGUGCCGACGGGGGGCGGUGGACGGCGCCGGCCCCGCUUUGUCAAGCGCUGCGGUGCCAGGAUCUUCCGGCUCCAAACCAGGCCCGGGUGGAGUGCGUCCACCCCUUUGGCACCUUGGGGUUCCAGUCCACCUGCAGCUUCACCUGUGCCGAAGGCUUCCUCCUGGUCGGGGCACGCGAGCUGCGGUGCCUGGCCACCGGGACCUGGAGCGCCACGCCCCCCGAGUGCCGAGCCGUCACCUGCCCGCCUCUGCGGAGCCCGCAGAACGGAACGGUGAGCUGUGCCCGCCCCCCGGGAGACGCCAGCUACCAGUCCACCUGCCAGUUCACCUGCGACGAGGGCUUCUCCUUGUCGGGACCGGAAAGGCUGGACUGCACCCCGUCUGGGCGCUGGACCGGCUCCCCGCCCACCUGCGGAGCCACCAGGUGUCCAGAACUGGUCGCCCCCGAGCGGGGGAGCCUGGCCUGCUCGGACCCUCGCGGAGAAUUCAGCGUCGGCUCCACCUGCCAGUUCUCCUGCCAGGAGGGCUCUGAGCUGCAGGGGCCCAGCAGCGUGCAGUGCGCGGCGUCCGGGAGGUGGACGGCCCCUCCGCCAACCUGCCAAGCCACCAGGUGUCCAGAACUGGUCGCCCCCGAGCGGGGGAGCCUGGCCUGCUCGGACCCUCGCGGAGAAUUCAGCGUCGGCUCCACCUGCCAGUUCUCCUGCCAGGAGGGCUCUGAGCUGCAGGGGCCCGGCAGCGUGCAGUGCACGGCGUCCGGGAGGUGGACGGCCCCUCCGCCAACCUGCCAAGGUGCAGCGCCGGCGCCCCCCCCAGCGGCACGCUGCCCCGCCCUCAUGGCUCCAGGGCAGGGAGCCAUGUCCUGCUCACACCCCCUGGCGGCCUUCGGGUUGAACAGCACCUGUCACUUUGAAUGCCACGCGGGGUUCGAGCUCCGGGGAGAGGCCACUCUGCGGUGCUCACCAUCCGGACGGUGGACGGCGAAGACCCCGGCUUGCAGAGCCGUGCAGUGCUCCGAGCUGCCCCCGGACCCGCCGCUGCUGACGAACUGCUCCGGCCCCUGGGGCCACUUCAGCUAUGGUGCCACCUGCACCUUCGGCUGUCCGGAGGGCCAGGCGCUCAACGGCUCGGAGACAGCGGCCUGCGGACCCGACGGCCAGUGGUCAGCGGCCAUGCCCAGCUGCGAAGCGGGGCCACUGACGGUGCCGGAAGCGCUGACGUACCUGGGCGGAGCCGUGGCCUCCACCACGGGCUUGGUGAUGGGUGGCACGCUCCUGGCUCUGCUCCGGAGGCGCUGCAGGCGGAAAGAUGAUGGGAAAGACCUUUUGAAUCCUCAUAGCCACCUGGGGACAUAUGGAGUUUUUACAAAUGCUGCAUUUGACCCGAACCCUUGAGAGGCCUGUCCUCUCUGGGUCACCUCACUCGCCUCAGAGGAUGCUAUUGUGGGUCAUCGGGUUUCCUGAGAAACUUGACGGACGGGAGCACACCGCUGCCGUUUCUGUGAAUGCUUGUGAAGGAAGGA